Chenopodium quinoa (quinoa) is the source of this 2323-nucleotide messenger RNA. RefSeq lists its product as uncharacterized. The record is from RefSeq and is a predicted model, not a curated record. Bases 891 to 1565 code for a protein of 224 amino acids. The transcript is spliced from 2 exons. Lineage: Eukaryota; Viridiplantae; Streptophyta; Magnoliopsida; Caryophyllales; Amaranthaceae.
GUUAUUGCGUGAUAUCUAGUCUGCUCUUUUGAGUUGUUUUGUGUGCACUCUUUUUCCGAUGCUAGUGCUACUUCCGGUAUUCUGCAUUGAGGUUAUUUGGUGUUUUCUGUCCAUCUCGAAUGUUAUGGUUAAUUCGACAUCUCUCGGUCCGCAUUGAGUAUGUGGUACGAUUCUCUUGGUUGGCUAGACUCUGUAGUAUUUGGGGUGCUGUGAAUCUUUUCUGGUACUCUGGUUCUCUUCGGCAGGCGCUCUAUGAUUAUAGGUUUAGGUGUGUUGUAUUAGCAUCUUUACACAAGGUAGUUUUUGUAGUUGUUAGUAUUAAGUUGGUUUUUGCUUCUUUUAGCUCCAUUAGGUUGUAAUAUUGCCUUUAUAUAUUUAUUUGAUAGUUCUUUUGUCAAAAAAAAAAAAAAAAAAAGGGUCCCAUGUUCUUGGAUUACUCCGACUCAUUAAUUGGCCACGAAAGCCUAACAUUGUCAGCUUUUGUAUUUUUUUUUUUUUUGACUUGUUUUGUUUUUUAAGUUAUUCUUGUAGUGAGCUUUUGUAUUUUUCUUUUUGACUUGUUUUGUAUUUUUUAAGUUAUUCUUGUUUUUUUCUUUAAAAAAAAUAAAAUAAAAAAGCUGUUAUGGUAGGAGUCUAAGAGGAGAGGGUGGAUCGUGCCUUCAUAUUAUGGGAAACCUUUAUGAGUGAGGGAUAGAUCAAGUGAUUUGAGCUCUUCUCCCGAAUAAAUUUUGAAAUCGACUCUUAUCACCUACCCUUAUUAUUAUGGCUCUCUAAACAUCAACUAAAAAAUAAAAAAUUAUUAGAUGCCUUUCUAUUAUCGAAUUUAAAAAAGCAAAAAAGAAAAAUGUGAUACAAAGUCCAUCCUUGGCGAUCCCUCCCAAUCGAAGCCAAUGAGCAGGCUACAUUCUAACUUCUUCUCUUCUCUCAAGCAAGUUGAGAAAAGGUUGAAACUUGAACAACCAAAUUCUACGCUUUCUCAAACUCCAGAAAUCAAUACUUCUACAACAGAAUCUCUCUCUUCCCCAAUUUAUCUUCAUAAUAAUACCACUCAACUUCAUCGUCAAUCUUCAAAUCUUAAAGAAGGAGAAGAAGACAGUGAGACACCACUUCAAUUUCUCUCAAAUUCAUCAGAUUUCCCGCCAACCCAUGAAGCAGAAUCAUUGCUAGAAAAACCCCUUUUGAUCAAUCCACCUGAAACCCUCCAAGAAGAAAUUACAGAUUUUGAUGAAAUUGGAUUGUUAAUUGAACUUCUAGGGUUAGGGUUAUCUGAUUGUGACUCAAAUUCUGAUUAUGAAUUGGAAACUUGUGAUUCUUGUCAUUGUGGUAGUGGGUUUUUCGGGAAGAUUGCUGGGGUGAAGGGUCCCAAAUGUAAGAAGGAAAUGGAGAGAUUAGAAGGGUGGAUUAGUUAUUUUAGAAAGGAAAAGAUUGAACCUUUUAGAUUGGCUCAUUUGCUAUUAGGAAAGGCUGCUUUUGUUCAUGGUAAUGGUGAUGGUGAGGGUUUUGAUGGGAUUGAGUUUCCUUCCACGAUUGAUGAGUUCUUGCGGCGCGAUCCCCCGGCUGCCUGAGGAUGAGACUUGAUUGGACUGAGGUGAUGGAUUAAUGGGUAUAUGAAUGAACUGUUUAUUGUGUAUGUGGUUGUGGCCGGAUGUCGGGCGAUGAAUUGAGGCGAAACGAGUUUGUGCCAUCCGAAUCAUUUUAGUAAGAGGUCAAUUUUUUAUUGGAGUUCAAGACAAGACUAUUUCAAGAAUUUCUUCUGUGAUUUAUGCAUCUUUAGUAAUUUUUGAAGCUAGAGCGGGGCUAUAACUUGAAGCUGCUUGUCCUGUGCUAUGGCCCUUUCUACAAUACUCAUGUUUUAAGGUGAUUGGGAAUCCACCGUCUUCUGCAACUUCCAAGGUAUAUGAAUCUUUGAUAUGAUAUGAGCUUGUGUGGUUAUUACAGUAUUACACGAUUUACACCGAAGCUGGAUCUAUCUGCUUCCGUAAUUAGAGUCAUCAUAUGUCGUGCAAACUCUGAAGAAUCUAAAUUUUUACUUCAGUAGAUAAUGAUUAGUGGCAAUACCAUUUCAGUAGCAUUUUUUCUAGAACAAUGUAUUCAAUUAUGCGUUAAUUACAAUUUCAAAAUGGUUUGUAUGAUUUUCAUAGGAAUAUUGAUUCUUUGGCUGUUUCUUUAUUGAUAAAUUCUCUGAUCUGAAAUAAAUGUACGAGUGACUUGUUAAAAUGUUGGGCAAAAAUAUUUAUCACUCACUCGCAGUUAGUUAAUGGUUACUUGAUGAGCAAAGAUUUAGUUAGAACCGAAGACUAAGCAUUGUCUGGUUCUGUAUUGC